Helianthus annuus (common sunflower) is the source of this 1038-nucleotide messenger RNA. Its product is annotated as vesicle-associated protein 1-1. Gene Ontology annotation, biological process: endoplasmic reticulum membrane organization. The coding region runs from base 125 to 802 and encodes 225 amino acids. The record is from RefSeq and is a predicted model, not a curated record. The transcript is spliced from 8 exons. Gene Ontology annotation, cellular component: plasma membrane; endoplasmic reticulum membrane. NCBI's taxonomy places the organism in Eukaryota, Viridiplantae, Streptophyta, Magnoliopsida, Asterales, Asteraceae.
AACAAAACAUUCUUUUGAAAAGCUAACCUGCAUCAAUCUCCCUCGACCUCUCCGUUCAUCACCUACCCACCAUAUUUUUCCCAAUUUAAUCAACAACCCACAUUUCCGAUUCAUAAUUCAAGAAAUGAGUACGGGCGAACUCAUCACCGUCGAUCAAUUAGACCUCAAAUUCCAUUUUGAGUUGAACAAACAGAUCAAUUCAUCGCUCAAGUUAACGAAUAAUACUGAUGAUCAUGUGGGUUACAAGGUGAAAACGACGAAUCCGAAGAAGUAUUGUGUUCGUCCUAAUACUGGAGUUGUUUUGCCCAGAUCAACAUGUGAAAUUAUAGUAACAAUGCAAGCUCAGAAGGAGGCGCCUCCUGACAUGCAAUGUAGGGACAAGUUUCUUCUUCAGAGUGUAAUUGCAAAGGCGGGAGCAACUCCAAAAGACAUCACCCCUGAAAUGUUUACCAAGGAUUCAGGGAAUAAAGUGGAAGAGUGCAAGUUAAGAGUGGUAUAUCUUCCUCCAAUCCCGUCAACUUCAUCCGUUGUUCAAGGAGCAGAGGAAGUGUUUACACCUAAAGGAUCAGGGGGUUCAAGAAUGCAUGUGGAUUCUCUUGACAAAUCCUCAGAGGUGAGAUCUCUCAUUUCAAAGUUGACUGAUGAGAAGAAUGCUGCUAUUGAACAAAGUAACCGAAUUCGACAAGAACUGGAACUCUUGAGGCGCGGAAGCAACAAAAGCCAAGGAGGCGGUGCGCCUUUGAUGUUUGUCAUCAUCAUUGGCUUCAUUGGAUUGAUUCUCGGGUACAUCAUGAAGAAAUAAAGAAUCUUUCAUCGGCGUGGUCGGUUACUUGGUUGAAUUUUUUUUGCUUUCCUUAAAUGAUCAUAACUGAUGUAGGAAAGGGAAGAAAUUCAUGAGUGGUUUGUUUAUUUUUUUUUAGUCUUUUUUAUGACAAUAGAAGAAGAGAAGCUUAUAGUUGUUAGCUUAUUUGUUUAAAGGGUAUUGUAGACAUUUCACAAAUAAAGAUAUGAGCACACCACAUAGUUUGAAGGGUCGAA